Molecule: messenger RNA, 1728 nt
Organism: Penicillium soppii
Lineage: Eukaryota; Fungi; Ascomycota; Eurotiomycetes; Eurotiales; Aspergillaceae
Product: CwfJ domain protein
Exons: 2
Coding region: 1-1728 (575 amino acids)
Biological process (GO): mRNA splicing, via spliceosome
Cellular component (GO): post-mRNA release spliceosomal complex
Molecular function (GO): RNA lariat debranching enzyme activator activity
Source: RefSeq, a predicted model, not a curated record
AUGGCACCUAAGUGUAUUGUUAUUGGUAGCUUGAAUGGCCAGCUACAGCUCGCAUUCUCUAAGCUUGCAAAAUUACAGCCAAAACAGAAUUUCUCUUUUGCAAUCAUUGUUGGCGACCUCUUUGGUGAUGGCUCAUCUGAAAAUGAGCUUGAAGAGAUCACUGCCCUGCUUGAGGGGAAAAUAGAGGUGGUGCUUCCGACCUAUUUCAGUCUGGGCAACCGUCCUCUUCCCACUCAAGUGGUUGAAAAGAUUCAAGCGCAUGAUGAAGUGUGUACCAACUUGUUCUUCUUGGGAAAACGUGGAACUCUCAAGACUCUCGAGGGUAUCCGAAUUGUUGCUCUCGGUGGAAAUAUGGGAGACUCAGAAGGGCGCUCCAAGCCCGAGAGCAAUGCGAUCGGCAGGUUCCAACCAACAUACAGUGAAUCUGAUGCUCGUGCACUGUUCGGCAUUCACAAAACUGACAUUCUAAUCACUAACCAAUGGCCCAAAGACGUUCGUCUUGGAUCCGGUCAGAGUGUCUCUGGGGACGAAAGUUCAGUGCCAUCUGAGCUUCAAUGCCUCGCUGAUGUCGCCGCUACCCUGAAACCCCGAUACCACUUUUCUCGCUCAGACGAAGCUUUCUUUGAACGGGAGCCUUUCUUCCACUUGCCGGAAGAGGAAGGGAAUGGCUACCAGACGACACGCUUCAUCUCAUUGCCCACAUGGGGCUCAAAGAAAGCACUCUACGCCUUCAACUUAGACCCAACAGCACCACCCUUAUUAAGCAUCCCUACAGGCUGCACCAUCUGCCCCUGGUCAGCAGCGCAAAGCAAGCGAAAGGUUCUCCCCAGUCAACGUGAAUCAUUCCAGCGCUUUGCUCCCUCCGACCAAGACAGAGACCCAGGCCACAAGCGUCGGCACAAACAACGUGCCCCUCCACCAGGCCCAGAGCAGUGCUUCUUCUGCCUUUCCAAUCCCAAUAUUGCCACCCACCUCGUCACAUCAAUUGGCAACGACAGCUAUAUCACUACCGCCAAGGGCCCCUUGCCUUCACCGUCGUUUUUCCCCUCCCUGGGAUUCCCAGGCCACAUGCUCAUCAUCCCUUUCGAACACUGCCCCACCAUCGAUCUCAUCUUCGACCCAGCUACUCGCGCCUCAACAUUCGCCGAGAUGCAGCGUUACCGCGAAUCCCUCCAUCAAAUGCUCAACGAAAAGUCAGGCGGCAAACUCGGCGCCGUAACAUGGGAAGUCAGCCGAUCCGGGGGCAUCCACACACACUGGCAAUUCCUCCCCAUGCCGGUGGAAAAGAUCCGCGGGCGUCUCGUCGAAGCGGCGUUCCAAAAGGAAGCCGCCAAUCUGGGCUACGAGAAGUUCAAGACCAUCCCGGACCGCGAACAGAUCGACAAGCACGGCAUGAACGACUACUUCCGUCUCUUUAUCUGGACGCCUACACGCAGCGAGGGUGAAGGCCGAGCUGAAGGCGAAGCACAAGAUUUGUGGUCUGCGCCCGCUCAUAAGGGUGUUUAUAAGACUGAAUCUGGUGAAGAGAAAAUUACCAUGUUGCCCAUUCAGCCCGAAAACCGCUUCGAUUUGCAGUUCGGUCGCCGUGUUAUGGGCAAGCUACUUUUGUUGGACCAACGCCUUGACUGGAGAGAUUGCACGCAGACGGAGGAUGAAGAGACGAAGGAUGCGGAGGCUUUCAAGGAGGCCUUUAAGAAGCAUGAUUUCACCAUGGAAGUAGAGGAGUGA